Sclerotinia trifoliorum is the source of this 3201-nucleotide messenger RNA. The record is from the annotation of a GenBank genome assembly. Lineage: Eukaryota; Fungi; Ascomycota; Leotiomycetes; Helotiales; Sclerotiniaceae.
AAUGAAAUUCUAUCGUCUGAACAAAUACCAAUGAUGCAGGCAUCUUCAAAUCUCCACUUCGAGGCUAUGAAUCUCGUGUCCACUACUAGCCAGGGCCCCUUACCCCUUUAAGCUGUCGAAACCGGUGCAUUUCAUCGAAAGAGGAAGGGUGCCCGGACGAAGGAUGGUUACUCGAGUAGGAUUCCAUGGAUGGCAAGAGGCACCAGGGCCUUACCCCGCACGCAGUCUUCCACUCGUUGAUCCUCCCUGUCGAUGGCCUGUCUGUCAUCUGCAGCGUGAGAAUCAUUUUUGGUAACAUUCUGUCAGAUGUCGUGUAACCAUUCGCGCGCAAGUAGACCAACGUUAUUUUGAAAUUCUUCCUAUAUGCUCGGUCUUCUGUAUCCAAUCUCUGUAUCAUAGAACGAGGUAUUUUUCGAAUAGUUUGUGCAUAUAUAUACUCCAUAUCUUCCACUACUAUGCUUCUAUACACCAGAAAGGCGCCUCCAAAAGUUCCUAAGAAAAGGUCAAGAGCUGGUAAGUAUUUGGUCUACUACUUUACAUAAUUGCAGCUAACAUUGGUUGUUAUAAAAGGUUGUAUAUAUUGGUGAGUUUCUUUUUUUCUUCAGCUGGUAUUCUCCUGUGCUCACUGUGUCCAUAGCAAGGAAAAGGUACGGAUCAUCAAGUAUCAAUCCACGCAAAUCCUUAACAACAACCGCAGAAGAAGAAAUGUAACGAGGUGCGUCCACGAUGCGAUCGAUGUACAGAUCGAGGUCUGCAAUGCGAAUAUGAAGCAGUAAAGCCACGGAAACGAAGAAGGGCGUCGUCUGCGGAAUCUGCACUUUCGCACGAAUUCGGCUCCCCGGGUUCUGAUCGUGAACAAUGGCCGCGACAGUAUUCACAAGGCCUCAACAUUAUUACAAAUAAAGAUGUGGAAAAUAUACAAGAUAAAUGGGAGGAAAAAACAAAAUAUCCAUUGUCUGCAAUCUCCGAACAGUCGAGUUUUACCUGGGGAAGCUUUUAUGAGAAUGACGACGAAGUGGAGGAGAUACCACGGGAAGACCUAUACGUCAAUUCUCCUCCCGCCGGCACACUCGUUCGAACACAAAGUCAAUACCCAGAUUUAGCAAUGAUCGCUCCUUCGCCGGUUGCUUCUCCUCUUCUCGCAUUUAGUUCACCGGUAUUUCUAGAAUUUGCAGAGACAAGAAAUCGCAGGGCUCUCGUGGAUCAUUUCUGCAAUACUCUAUCACAUCUCAUUGUCUUCAAAGAAGAUACGGGCAAUCCAUUCCGGCAACUUAUUCUACCCUUGUCCCAUGCCAGUUCACCGGUAAUGAAUGCGAUGUACGCACUGAGCAGUGCCCAUAUGGAAUAUAGGGGAGUGGAAAAUGAGGAGAAAUCUCUAGAUUUUCACAACAACGCUUUACAAGGGCUGGCAAACCUCAUUCAACAAAACGAUAAGGCAAAUAGGGAAGAAAUACUAGGCGCAAUUAUGUUACUUGUUUACUAUGAAGUGGUAAGUGAUAUUACCUUUGGAAUUAAUUGUUGUGGCGCAAACUGACCACACUUUAGCUUGUACAACGCGGUAACUCCAGUAUUGUACAUGGCCAUCUGAAAGGAGCGAUGACAAUUAUGAGCUCUAGACAUGAAGAGCCGACUCCGACGAGCAUAUUUCUCGAGCGGGUACGUUCUCCACAAUCAAUACCUGAGCUCAUUUCUAACUGGACUAGGCCUUUCGGUUUUACGAUGUCAUUACGGCUCUUUCUUUAGGUACACCUCCAAAUAGUACGACGCAGCCUACAACAAGUCCGUUCUCUUUUCCAAGUGUACCCGAUGACGAGAACAAAGAUUCACAAUUAAAUUUGGUCGACACACUCCUUGGACUAUCAACAGAACUAUGGCCAAUCAUUCAUCGACUUUCCCAUCUCCUUUCUUACAAAUCUUCUCUCCAGUCCGCCAUUGAAGAUGGUCUGUUGAGUAAGGCUAGUGUUUUACGGACUGAACUCGAAAGUACAUCUAAGGCUAUAGAAAUGGCUCUGACGAACUGGAAGCCAAGCUUCGUGGCUAAAGGGCCAUCCUCACCUAAGGAAAACGAAGCUGAAGAAGACACUUCUUCAAAGUAUGAUAUUGAUCUCCAGGAGGCACGUAUGCAAACUAUCCUCAACAAUGCUGAAGCAUAUCGUCACUCUGCAUUUGUAUACCUCUACCGUACCAUUCAUUCCCACCCCAGAUCCCAUGCUCUAGUUCAAAAACAUACAAAACUUUCCUUAAUUGCCUGCGCAAACGUCGUUGGCUUAGCGGAGAUGUGCAAUGAUGGACCAAUGUCUGCAUUAUUGUGGCCAUUAUUUGUAGCAGCAUGUGAAGCGGAAACUGAAAGCGACAGGGAAUUGGCGACGAAAGCUUUUGGAAAGACGGAAAGGAGACAAGGAAUGCGGAACAUUAUGCGCGCUUGGGAAGUGGUGCAAGAGGUUUGGAGGAGGGCCGACGAUGGCACAUAUGAGGAUGGAGAUUGGAGAGGGAUAUGUGAGAGUAGAGGAUGGAAUAUCGUUUUAGGGUAGAAGUGUGGUUUGUGCAGUCGAAGUCUCGCUGGUAUCAUGCGUUGAGGGUUUUGUCCCGGAUCAUGUUUUUGCUGUGACAGGCGAAACUAAAGUCAUGACCGCUCCAUGUUCGCCGUCUAGUCUACCAGUCGUGGAAAACCGCCGAGAAAUUUUUUCGAAGUGGCGCUUUAGAGACUUUCGUUUGGCGCACACAUAACAUGAUCACCUACUUUGGCUAUAAUUAGCCUAGGAAUCUUUGGAACCAAAAAGUUUGGUUGUGCUUGUUGAUUGACGGGCGAAAGCAAGAACCAAUAUCAACAUUACCUAGAAGAAACCGACGAAUCGCAAAUCAUCAAUGAGGCAGCACCUGGAGCUGAGUUCAUCUAUUAGAAUCAAGAAUGGGUGGGUGUUAUGUGUGUAUGAAUGAUAUUUAAGAACAAUUGUGCUUGGUCAAUUUGGGAAUAUGCAUGGUAUGGAUGGAUGGGUGGGUAGGUGGGUGGAACUGGCAUCAUUAGCAUGGGAAAUGGAGAUGGGAGAUGCAUUUACCGUUGUAUGUAAUCUUAUAUUAGUUGUGGUGUUGAUGGAGUGGAUGGAGUGGAUGGAGUUGAUGGAUGGAUGGAGUGUAAAUAAAAAAGAGUGGAAAAUGAAAUUUGAAAUUUGAAACCCAAGCGGUAUUGCAGAUCGGAUAAUA